GUCAUCAUUGAGCGACGGAUGUAAGAACAGAGCAUUCUCCGAACAACCCUUUACUACCUUCGCCUGAACGUUUGGCUACUGCUUUUCGCUAAGAUGAACAUUCACCCUUCCUCCACUCCCGGUGACCUUGAGCGGCGAGUCCGGAGCGCACUGAAGAAGGUCUUUGGGUUUGACUCUUUUAAGACGCCUUUACAGGAGAGUGCGACCAUGGCUGUAGUGAAAGGUGACAAGGAUGUCUUUGUGUGCAUGCCCACAGGGGCAGGAAAAUCCCUUUGCUAUCAACUCCCCGCUCUGCUGGCCAAAGGCAUCACCAUUGUAGUCUCUCCUCUCAUUGCCUUGAUUCAGGACCAAGUGGACCAUUUGUUGGCCCUGAAGGUACGAGUGAGUUCUCUGAACUCUAAGCUCUCAGCACAGGAGCGGAAGGAACUGCUCUCUGACUUGGAACAAGAAAAGCCCCGGACCAAGCUUUUGUACAUCACCCCAGAGAUGGCAGCUUCAGCCUCCUUCCAGCCCACCCUGAAUUCCCUCAUGUCCCGUCACUUGCUGUCUUACUUGGUGGUAGAUGAAGCUCAUUGUGUUUCCCAGUGGGGACACGACUUUCGUCCUGACUACUUGCGUCUGGGUGCCCUGCGCUCCUGCCUGGCACAUGCCCCAUGUGUGGCCCUGACUGCCACAGCUACCCCACAGGUCCAAGAGGAUGUGUUUGCUGCUUUGCACCUGAAGCAACCAGUGGCUUCUUUCAAGACUCCCUGCUUCAGGGCAAACCUCUUCUAUGACGUGCAGUUCAAGGAACUGAUUCCUGAUCUCUAUGGGAACCUGAGGGAUUUCUGCCUUAAGGCUCUUGGACAAAAGGCUGAUAAAGGGCUGUCUGGCUGUGGCAUUGUUUACUGUAGGACCAGAGAGGCUUGUGAACAGCUUGCCAUAGAGCUGAGCAGCAGGGGUGUGAAUGCCAAGGCUUACCAUGCAGGGCUGAAGGCUUCUGAUAGAACACAGGUGCAGAAUGAGUGGAUGGAGGAAAAGGUUCCUGUAAUUGUUGCAACCAUCAGUUUUGGAAUGGGAGUAGACAAAGCCAAUGUAAGGUUUGUUGCCCACUGGAAUAUUGCCAAGUCAAUGGCUGGGUACUACCAGGAGUCAGGCCGGGCUGGCAGGGAUGGGAAGCCUUCUUGGUGCCGACUCUAUUACUCUAGGAAUGACCGGGACCAAGUCAGCUUCCUGAUCAGGAAGGAAAUAGCAAAACUCCAGGAAAAGAGGGGGAACAAAGCAUCUGAUAAAGCCAUCAUCUUGGGCUUCGAUGCCCUGGUGAGCUUCUGUGAAGAACUGGGGGAAUUAUCUUGUUUGAGGAGCAGCUUGAACGAAGCACAACCAACAAUUGUGGGAGAUCUGUGGGGUCCUGAGUCCUGACCAGCAGGGUGAGAUGCCCACCGUGCACUAUACUGAUCAUUUACACGACUUCCUCCUUGCCCUGGCUCCUGCUUGAAAUAGAAAGUAAGUGCUUGAACCCUUUCUGGUUGCAUUGCCCAACCCUGUAGCUUUUGAGGACAGGAGGUGGACUCCUGCUCUG
Molecule: messenger RNA, 1561 nt
Organism: Castor canadensis (American beaver)
Lineage: Eukaryota; Metazoa; Chordata; Mammalia; Rodentia; Castoridae
Source: RefSeq, a predicted model, not a curated record